AUGAAGCAGAUGUGGGGCCGGAACCCAACUGAAUGGGACUGGGGCAUUCACUUGCACGACGAUCAAUGGUCUGAAUACGAUGACAGGCCAAUAGCCGUUGGUCAUGAUUGGAAGCGUGGUCUUCCUUGGGAUUACAAGGGGAGUCACCAGGAGUGUGAUGUUAGCGGUUGGGAUGACUGGGAGCACGGCGGCUGGGACGAUGGCGAUUGGGGUGACGGCGAUUGGAACGAUCAACUCCAUCACCACUGGCAUCACCAUCAUUGCGGAGGACGCCUUCCGGACUAUUACAGGGACAUCAUCGAGCUGUCAGACGAGUUCCACCCGCCGCUAGGCUUCGAGGUACCUGUAUCAUCUGCUCCUGCUAUGCCUAUCUCUACACCUAUCACUGCCUGUCCAAGGGCUGCAACGCGCACGCCUGAGAUUGACAUCUCUUGGAUGAGUGGCAACGGAAAGUGA
Molecule: messenger RNA, 456 nt
Organism: Paraphaeosphaeria sporulosa
Lineage: Eukaryota; Fungi; Ascomycota; Dothideomycetes; Pleosporales; Didymosphaeriaceae
Exons: 1
Coding region: 1-456 (151 amino acids)
Source: RefSeq, a predicted model, not a curated record